UAAUUUUGGAACCGGAAGCGGGUCCGGUGUUUGUGUUUGUCCGAUACUGCCGAUAGGCCUACUGCAGGUCGUUUGUUGUCGGCUUUCCUACCGUACCUGGGGAGCUAAGAUGACAGGAUGAGGCCGUUGAUGGUGUUGUGUUGUACUCUGGCACUACUGCUGUUGUUUGAAGUUUCAACAGAGGCCGGAGGAGUUAUUUAUAACUUCAAACGCUACACUUACAAAAAGAAACAACAUGAUAAGAAGUACAGAAACGCCAAAACAGUGUGUGAGGUGAAGAGCGAGUGCCUACGACAACAUGGUGUAGAACAGACAGCCUGUGUGCGCCAGUGUAUAUCCAAGUUCUGCUACAGCGAGUUGUAUGGCCAUGACGCACUAGAGGAAGGUGAGAUCGAUGUGCGUCUGAAUUCAUUCAAAGGAUGUUUGGCCCAGGAGAAGAGAUCUUCCAUAUAUGAUGAAUCCGUCAAUCAUCAGCCCUUGUGAUCCAUGCAAAAACAAUUCCCAUAAACUUUUUUUGGUCGCUUAAGUUUUCGAUUAUUAUAAAUGAAUGUCUUAAAUUAAUUUCUUGCUCUUUCACAGAAUUUCAUGUACCAUAUCUUGUUUAAAUUAGUGAGAAUGGAAAACUACUUCAGCAGACAGCAUCACAUAAUCAUUCUACCCUUGUGUGUUUUUUAACACAUUUUGUGGAAAUAUAAAAACAACUCUUUUGAUUGUUUGUAUAGAUGUUUUAUUUCAUAUGUAUGUAAAAUAUCCAUACUAGGUAUGUAGCAAUAGAAAAGUAUGAUUUGUUUUUCCUUGUUAGAGAUACAUGCAUAUUGUAUUGUGAUAAUUUAAAAACAAGAGAGAAAAUGAACACUGGUAUGGAAAUUAAACAUGUUAAUAUUAGCUUGGUGAGAUAUGAUCCCUUCUCUGAACCAUUAAGAUUCUUUUCAUGAUAAAUUGAAGGCUUGCUGCUAUUCACUUUAAAGCAUUACUAUGAAAUCAGAAGUUUGCAAAAUAAUUUUUGCUUCAAUCAUCUUGUAUCAUCCGCAAAGUGGAGCAUAAUACACUUCUGAUUCUGUCUGAGAAAAUCCAAGGCUGCAAAGACGUGUGUUUGUGUCAGAGCGCAACUCUUUCAAGUUGGUUUGUGAUAAGAACUGUAAACUGGAUCUGAAUUAUGUAAUUGAAAUCAUCAUCAGAAAUGAUGUCACUCGCCAUUUCUAGCAUUUACUUGUUAAUGAGUUGCUGUGUGUUUUGAGUGUAAAACUGAAUGUCAGGGAAAAAGAGUGAUAGAAAGAAACAAAGAAAUGUUAACGAAACAGUGUUAGUAUGUAAUAGUGGAAAUAUAAAGUUUUGUACUUUUGCGGAAACAAAGAUUAAAAAUUUGG
Molecule: messenger RNA, 1367 nt
Organism: Mizuhopecten yessoensis (Yesso scallop)
Lineage: Eukaryota; Metazoa; Mollusca; Bivalvia; Pectinida; Pectinidae
Exons: 4
Coding region: 118-483 (121 amino acids)
Source: RefSeq, a predicted model, not a curated record